GGACUGGUUAGUAGUCGCAUGCGUGCGUGCGCUACAGCCGAGGUUAUGUUGAAACGCGGGCUAAUUAACGCGAUGUGGCGCUAGAAAGGCGUUGAACUUCCAAAAAAAAAAUAACGAUUCAAAGUCAAACUCGAAACUCAUCGAGUCGGCCGAUUCGUGCCGCUGCGUCAUUUACACUUUUCUUCGAAAAUCAACGUGAAAAUUCUCAUCGCAGUCAACAUGUCAGAGACGUGCUGGUACAACAGUAAAAAAAUGCGUCUGGAUGAUGGCUGCAAUAAUAAUUUGAAUGGAGAUAGUGAGCAAGAAAGUGAAAAAUGGUCGUGUUCAGGUGAUACAAGUUUAGUUGAACCAGAAAUUCUACAAGAUAUGGGUGUCAGUAUGCUUGCAGAUGGAGAAGCCAGCAGAGAAAGCCUUCAAGCAAUGAAAACACAAGAGUGUACUAUAUCCCCAAAAAAUUUUACCACUGAAAAACAUUUGAAAAAUUCACAAUUGAAGCAUGAAAUACCAAAAGAAUCAUUGAAUUGUGAUAACUUUGACAAUGAAAACUCGAACAGGUUGAUAUUGGAAACUGCAGAAAUCAUUGAUUAUGCAGCAUUAAAUAAUGAAUCAGGUCAUUCAGCAAGAAAAGAAAAAUAUGUACACCCAACAGAAAACUAUAAAGGAAAUUCAAAUGAGUCAACGGACAAAGUAACUAUUAAAAAUCAUGAGUUGGCAAAUAAAAAAAAACAAAAUAUUAUGCUAGAAGAAAGUAUAUUAGGAAGUUUUUCUGAUGAACUGAUUCUAAUGAUAUUCAAAUAUUUACCCAAAGCUAGUUUGGUACAAAGUAUGUUAGUAUGUAAACGAUGGUAUCGAAUUGGUUUAGAUGAGGUAUUGUGGACGAGACUUGAUCUGGGAAAUAAAAUUAUAACCAAAGGUACAUUAGGUAAUAUUCUUCCAAGAGGCAUUCAAAUUUUAAGAUUAGCUCAAACAGAAAUUGCACACCCUGCAUUUUUACCAAAUCCAUACAUAGACUGGUCAAGUUUUACUUGUAAGCUACAGUAUUUAGAUUUAUCAAUGGUUGGUAUUAACAUAAUAGAUUUAGCUGAAAUCUUGGCAAAAUGUAGACAAUUGAAAAAGUUAUCUCUGGAAAAUUGUAAACUAAAUGAAGCAUGCUGUACAGCUAUUGGUGAAAAUGAAAAUUUAGAGGUACUUAACUUGACAAUGUGUGAAGGCAUAAAUACUGAAUGUCUCAAAUUUCUAACUGCUUUAAAAAGCUUGACUGCACUUAAUGUUGGUUGGUGCACUUUAGAUGCAGAAUCAGUUGCUUUCAUUUGCACAUCUCUACCUAGUUCUGUUGUAAGAUUGAAUAUAGCUGGAUGUAGAAGAUCCAUGACAGAUGAAGAUAUCCAGAAUUUAGUUAAACAGUGUCCAUCCAUGGUGGAAUUAGAUUUAAGUGAUUGUACAUUACUCACAAUUAAUGCAAUUCAACAUCUGAUGAGUUUGACAAAUUUAGAACACUUGUCCUUGAGUCGUUGUUAUAGUAUUUCUCCAUCAAUGUCCUCCAGAUUAGCUUCAAUGCCAAAACUGAAAUAUUUAGACUUUUUUGGAAUGCUAACUAAUGAUGCAGUAAAACUAUUCAAAAGUAGAUAUAAACAUGUAGAACUAAAUAAAUAUAUGUUUAGUUCCAUUGCCAGACCCACUGUUGGAAUUAGGCGAACAAGUAUUUGGGGCCUUCAAGUGAAAGAUUAGACAAACUUUCAUGCAGGCAUAAUAACUACUGAUGUCUAAGUCACUAUAUUAGAAAUAAUAAUUUUCAUUGAUACGGACUAGAUAAUAAUUCACAGAAAAACGGCAGUAUCAUUUGAAGAUACUCAUAUUUUUUAUCAAAGUGAUAUUUACAAGUAAUUAUAUAAUGAAUAUAUUUGAGAUUUUUUGAAUAUCAUUUCAUUUUACAUCACAAUUGAAUUUAAGAACACAUUUGCAAAUCAAUUGGGAGAUUAAUAUUUUUGGGAAAUUUGUAAAUUAAGGUGUAUAAAUUUUACUUUGUGCAUUAUUAAAAACUAACAUAAUAAUGGUUCAAAUCAAAUCAAUUCAUGCAUUAGAUAACAGAUAAUGUAUUUGAAAUGUAAAUAUUAAAAAAAAUCAAAUAUUUUUGACGAUAAGUAAAAGCAUGAUGCUUGAUUGUUUUUAAGGCUGUGUGUUAUGAAUUUUUGAUGUUUGCUUCUUACAAUAUUUUUUGAAUGUUGUAUGAAAUUUUCUAUUGUAAAACUUUUUUACGAAUGAUGUAGAUUAUAGUGGAAAGUCUUAUUCAUGUAAAAUUUUGAUCAUUGAAUUGUAAAUUAUGUAUUGGAUUUCGAAAAAGAUUUGCUAUGCUCAUCAAAAUAACUUUACUUGAAAUCUCAUGAAAUUAUGUUUAUUUCACUUAUAAAUCAGUAGGUGUAAUAUUUUAGCUUAUUGGUUUAGUAAAUACUUUCAGGAAUCCUGUGAUAAAUUAAAUUCCUUCAUCAAUUAUUUUUUGAACUCAAUGUAUAACAUGAAAAAUGAUUUACUCUUACAUUGAUUACUUCUGCUUAUACAUUUUUUCAAAAAUAUUUUUCUCUUGUAUUAAUGAAAAUAUUAUUGACAAGAUCAAAGCAAUGUAAAACUAAAAUACGCAAAAUUAAUUGUAUAUUAUUUAGAUUUUUAUAAUACUCAUAAACAAAUUUGGGUUUGUUUAAUUAAGGGGUCAAAAAAUAAAAAUCAUUUACAA
Trichogramma pretiosum is the source of this 2728-nucleotide messenger RNA. RefSeq names its product S-phase kinase-associated protein 2 (gene Skp2). The transcript is spliced from 6 exons. Gene Ontology annotation, molecular function: protein binding. The record is from RefSeq and is a predicted model, not a curated record. Lineage: Eukaryota; Metazoa; Arthropoda; Insecta; Hymenoptera; Trichogrammatidae. The coding region runs from base 220 to 1728 and encodes 502 amino acids.